Messenger RNA from Bombina bombina (fire-bellied toad), 2935 nucleotides. It is a transcript of the gene MYBL1, whose product is annotated as MYB proto-oncogene like 1. Gene Ontology annotation, biological process: regulation of DNA-templated transcription. Lineage: Eukaryota; Metazoa; Chordata; Amphibia; Anura; Bombinatoridae. Gene Ontology annotation, molecular function: DNA-binding transcription factor activity, RNA polymerase II-specific; RNA polymerase II cis-regulatory region sequence-specific DNA binding. Gene Ontology annotation, cellular component: nucleus. The coding region runs from base 255 to 2462 and encodes 735 amino acids. The transcript has 16 exons. The record is from RefSeq and is a predicted model, not a curated record.
CCCAUAGCCCCUUCUGAUGCUUGUGUCCCCCAAAUGGUAGAUUAUUCGAGGCAAAAGUAGAAUCAGCUGGGCACGGGUUGGCUGGAGCCGUUGAUACCGUGACGCAGCUGUCAUUGCGCCAUUGUCCAGUGAACCAAGGACUAGGAACAGGAGUAUUUGGGAUAUGAUACCAAACUGGCCCAGGGCACCUGCUAGUGGUUUUCUCCUUGUAGUGUCCGCACAGUGAGGGUAGUUUCUCUGCUGUACAGCGCAGGAUGGCUGGCAGAUAUCGCAGUGAGGAUGAAGAGGACCUUCAGUUUGCUGACCAUGACUAUGAGAAUAGCCUUCAAAAAGGGAUGAAAAAAACCUGGAACAGAGUAAAAUGGACAAAAGAAGAGGAUGACAAGCUAAAGCGUUUGGUUCAAAAGCAUGGAUCAGAAAAUUGGGCCUUGGUCUCCAGGCAUUUUCCUAGUCGUUCAGAUAUUCAGUGCCAGCAUCGAUGGCAGAAAGUUUUAAAUCCUGAGCUUAUUAAAGGUCCAUGGACAAAAGAGGAAGAUCAGAGGGUUAUAGAGCUGGUUCAGAAAUAUGGCCCAAAAAGAUGGUCACUAAUUGCAAAACAUUUGAAAGGAAGAAUUGGCAAGCAAUGCCGAGAGAGAUGGCAUAACCAUUUAAACCCGGAGGUCAAAAAGUCCUCCUGGACAGAAGAGGAGGACCGCAUCAUAUAUGGAGCCCAUAAGCGUAUUGGGAAUCGCUGGGCUGAAAUCGCAAAGCUGCUUCCUGGAAGGACUGAUAAUUCAAUCAAAAACCAUUGGAAUUCAACAAUGAAACGAAAAGUGGAACAAGAAGGCUACUUACAAGACACCCCCGCUCGUCAAAGUCCAUCUGUACAUCAGCACAAAGACCAUAUGCAAACACAGAAUCACUUUUACAUGCCAGUCCAAACGCAAAUUCCGGGGUACCAUUAUAUGUCUGUUGAUGACCAAGGUCUAGAAAAUGUACAGAAUUCUUUUGCUUUUAUUCAGCGGCCUUUUGUUGAUGUGGAUGAUCCUGAUAAAGAAAAGCGAAUAAAAGAACUUGAGUUACUGCUUAUGUCUGCUGAGAAUGAAGUCCGGAGAAAGCGAUUCUCAUCUACUGGAAGUUUUUCAAACUGGUCAGGGAGCUAUCUUAUUGAGGAUAGCACGUGCAAUACUCUAAAUAGCUUUGAAGAGGAAGUAAGUGGGUUCUAUAGUAUGGAUGAGACAAGGAGCACACCUCUUCAGCAGAGCUCACCAAACAAGAUUUUGACUAUGGAAAGGAGUGCCACAUUGUCAUCCUUAGACGUAAUACCAGAAUUUGCAGAAACAUUAGAUCUAAUUGAAUCUGACCCUGUAUCAUGGAGCAGCGUAGCCAGCUUUGAUGUGUCUAUUAUUGCUUCUCCCACAAAACUUACACCAAUAAAACUCAUACAGACUGAACACCAAAAUUCAGUGAACACUUCUUUAAAUUGUGGCUUGGGGCCAACUGAAGGGAUCAGUUCUGCUGAUACAAUUGGUAAACUGGUGCCCUGCGCAUCUCCAGCCAUGUCCAAGUUCAGCACGCCGCCUGCUAUUCUAAGGAAAAAGAAGAUGCAUGUUGGUCAAUCAUCUACUCCUAACAUGAAUGAAGGGUUUGGGGGCUCCAACAAUGUUGUACGAAAGUGCACGCCAGUAAAAACACUACCAUUUUCCCCUUCACAGUUUUUUAACAUACAUUCUGGAAAUGCCCAGGAGCAAUUUAGUCUUGAAACUCCCUCUUUCACUUCAACUCCAAAAUGUGCAAAGAACGGUCCAAAUUCCUUAAGGAAGCAAUUGACUCCAACAGAAGAAGAAAAGGAAAAUAUUGGGACACCUACUACAAAAAGAUCAUUACUAGGAUCAAUGCCAAGAACACCAACCCCUUUUAAAAAUGCCCUUGCUGCACAAGAAAGAAAAUAUGGACCCCUAAAAGUAGUGGUUCAAGCCUUAGACUUUCAUGAAGAAGAUAUACGUGAAGUACUAAAGCAAGAAACUGGAAAAGAUGUGUUCAUUAAGGAGGAAGUGCCACAUGUUUUAAAAACCUGCUCACAAGAGAAUAAUUCUGCAUUUAAAAAAGUUAGAAAAUCAUUGAAACUGGAUGCUUUGGAUAAAGAAGAACUUGGUGCUCGGCCAAUACCUGAAGAUGAUCUGGAUUUACACAAUGAAAACAUGCUUUCAACACCAUUAUUAAUGAUCCCAUUAGUGGAGAGAUCAGACUGGAAAGGUAACCUCGAUGUUGAGGGAGAACAAGUACAUUUUCUGCAGAAGAAAAAAUCCAAUCCUGAUUUACAAAAUGUCAAAUUGGAAAAACCAUUUCAAUCAAUAGGUGAAUGGGAAGCAGUUGUUUAUGGAAAGACCGAAGAUCAGCUAAUCAUGACGGAGCAAGCAAGACAAUAUCUUGGUGCCUUCAAACCAACAACCAGCACUACAUCAAGACACCUAGUUUUAUGAAUGUAGAACUAUAAUUGGAGGAGCUCAUUGAACCCCUUUUAUUAACUCUGUGCACUAAAAUAAGACUUUUGUAAUUUUAUAUCAAUUUUAUGUCCUGCACUGCUUUUUAAAACAAGGUAAACCUUUCAGCAUUACUACUAAUUAUAACCAACUCCAAAAACAGCAAAGUCGUUGGUUUCUUUGCCUCACAUGGAAUCAUUGAGGAACUGUUUUCUUUAUUACAAACAUGGAAAUCAAAAUAGAAACAUGGAGAAGGAAAUUGAUUUUAUCUUCCAUAUUUGCAGAGACUGAUGUUUUUAAUGAAAAAUAACUGAAUCGGACUGAAUGUCGGUCUUGGCUAAAACAGGUGAACUACAUCAGAUUACCAACCUCACUGCUCAAUAUAAAGGGAAUCUGUGUGUGUCUAUGUAUGUGUUAUAUAUAUAUAUAUAUAUAUAUAUAUAUAUAUAUAUAUUAUAUAUAUAUAUAUGUGU